AUGUACCCGUUUACUCUAGCUAAUUAGUAUUGUGUAGCGAGCAAUCACAACUCAACAAAAAACAUGGUUUGCUAUGAGAAAGAUUGCCCAAAAAGAGGGCUAAUAUGUGAAUGGUGCCAAAUCGAAGAACACAAAGAUCAUAAAGUUAUUAGCCUUGAGUAGUAUAUGAACUAAAUUUCAUUAGUCUUCACGUCAUCUACUAAUUAAGAAAAGCUAUUAAAUAGUAUUGAAGCCUACUAGUUAAAUGUUAAUAGUGAAAUUAGGUAAAUGAUUGAGAAUAUUUACUCACUUAAAAAUUAAAUAGAGAAAUACCUUUAGCAAAUGACUACAUUUUAGCUAGACUUCUCUUUGCUUUUGGAUAGCAUCAAAGAAAUGUAUCAUAGAGUUUGCUCAUAGUCUAAUUAAAUUAGGACAAAAAUUGAUGAGAAAUUACCUCCUUCAUAUGUCAAUAAAUAUGUUGAAGACACUCUUUAGCUUUUUGAAUAUGACAGAACUCUAGAAUGUUAGAUUAGAAACUUAGAUUAUAAUCACUAAUAUAAGUUAGAAUGCAAAUAGAUUGUCAAAGAUGCAAAACUUUUCUAAAAAUAUGAAAAUGUUCACUCUUACUCCAAGAUACUACGCAAGAAAAUUGUUAAAAUAGAUUAAAAGAUGCAAUAUAGAUUCGAGCAGUAUUUUUCAGAUAUGAAUACUCAUUUCAACUUCUAUAAGCUUAAAGCUCAAAAGAAUUAAGAGUAGAGUCAAGAAAUGGUUGUAGAAGAUUAUGGAUUAGAAUUAUACCACUAUAAGAAUCCUAAGUUACUAAAUGAAAUGAAAAUGUUUUGCUCUUACAAACCUGAAAAUGAUAAAUUUUAGGAUAUUGUAAAUCUACUUUAGAAUAAACCUAAAUCGAUCAAAAUAAUUUCCAAAGCCACCUAGUAGAAGAUAGCAACUAUUAGAGAUAUUUCUUCAUCGAAUGGUUCAUCUUUGUUUGCCACUAUAACAGAUGCAGGAAUGCAAAUCUGGGACUACAAAAGUGGUCAAAAAGUAAGGAACAUUCCAGGAAUUAAAUAUGGCAUAUUCAUUUAAAAAUAUCGCUAUCUAGCAUGUUGUGAGAACUCAAUAAUAAAAAUUAUAAAUAUGUAGAAUUAUAGAGUGAUGAAGAUUUUGAAGUCAAACAAUAGCCAUAUUAUUAGGUUGUAUUAUGAUGAAACAAACGAUAUCUUAUACUCCACAGGCAACAUAGGAAAGGUGGAAUUGUGGAAUAUAAUGAAAGGAGAGCUCAUUUAUUGCAUUAUGGAGGCAAGAUCAUAAAUUUACUCUAUAACUUGCACUGAAAUACAAAAAAAGCAAUACUUAUACUAUGGCGAAAAAGAAGGCUCAAUAACUAUUUAUGACUUAAAAGAAAAACAAGUUACUAAAACCAAAAAGAUGAAUGACUAAGUAUUCUUUUUGAAAGCUUUAGAAAUCUAAAAUAAGCAAAUUCUUGUAGCAGUUGCCUCUUAAAAAGUUUUCAUUUUAGAUGCGAACACUCUUGAAGAGUAUAAAAAGUAAGAAUUUGUUGAUUUUAUAAACUCAGCUAUGAUAGUUUAUGACACUCUUUUUAUCACUGUUGGUCAUGAAGGUAUGGUCUUACUUAUGAAAAUAAGCUUUGACCAAAAAUUCCCAAUUGUGGAGUCCAGAUUAAAGUAUUCCACUGAAAGGUUUGCUUUAUGCUGGAUUGAAAAGAGUAGAGUUAUGAUCUAUAAUUCAAAAACUAUCAAACAGAGAACCAAUAUUUUAUAAUAGAAUAAUAUCGUUAAUCACGAUAAUUAAAAUAAUAAUAACAACAAUAACAAUAUAAACUAAAUGAACAACAAUUUUAUAUUCUAAAAUAAUUUCAAUAACUUUGAUUUCCAUAACCCUUUCAACAAUACCUUCCAUCAAGGAUUCCAUUUCAACUUCAAUCAAACUUUACAAUUUUUAAAUGAUCCAUCAUAAGGUGAUGACUUAAUUGUUUGCUAAUAUUGA
Messenger RNA from Tetrahymena thermophila SB210, 1986 nucleotides. RefSeq lists its product as hypothetical. Gene Ontology annotation, cellular component: catalytic step 2 spliceosome. Lineage: Eukaryota; Ciliophora; Oligohymenophorea; Hymenostomatida; Tetrahymenidae. The transcript is spliced from 3 exons. The record is from RefSeq and is a predicted model, not a curated record. Gene Ontology annotation, molecular function: protein binding; RNA binding.